GUAUGCCGGCGCUGCGAGGCCGCUCAGUCGCGCCGCCCCGCGCCCGCGCGCCGCCCGCCCCAGCGCCCCGCGGCCCCGACGCACGCGGCGAGCGGUUCACGUCUUCACACCGGAAUGUAAAUAUUUAUGGAUGUCAGUUUUCAGUUGUUUAGAUCGGCCGUAAAAUUUAAGGUGAAAUGAAAUCAACAAGGCGUGUGCGGGUACAUGAAGAUGCUAUUCGUCAUAGUGAGUGUAGUAAGCGUGGCGUUGACCGGCUGGCGACGCCGCGGAUGUCGCUGUUGGGCAAGCCGCUCAGCUACCGCGCCACGCGACGGGACGCGCGCUACCGACGCCUCCAGUCCAAGUUCUACAAUUUCCUCGAACGACCCCGGGGUGCUAAGGCUGUUUUAUAUCAUAUGAUUGUGUUCCUAAUGGUGUUCAUGUGCCUGUCGCUGUCGGUGUUUUCUACAAUCGAAGAAUACGAAGCUAAGGCUGGGAUAGUACUUUUCUAUAUGGAGACUGUUGUAGUGGUGUGGUUCGCUAUUGAAUUUUUUUUAAGGCUGUGGUCAUCAGGAUGCAGGUCACGGUACCAGGGAUCGAUGGGUCGCCUCAAAUUUUUGAGGCGGCCUUUCUGUAUUAUAGAUGUCACCACCAUCCUGGCGUCGAUGGUGGUGCUGGGGAUGGGGUCGUCGGGCCAGGUGUUCGCGGCGUCGGCGCUGCGCGGUCUGCGGUUUUUCCAGAUCUUGCGCAUGGUGCGCAUGGACCGCCGCGGCGGCACCUGGAAACUGCUGGGAUCUGUUGUAUACGCGCAUAGACAAGAAUUAAUAACGACCUUGUACAUUGGUUUCCUGGGUCUGAUAUUUGCGUCGUUUUUAGUUUAUUUGGCGGAAAAAGACGUCGCCGACACUAAGUUUAAAAAUUUUGCAGAAGCUUUAUGGUGGGGGGUGAUCACGCUGUGCACUGUGGGGUACGGCGACAUGGUACCGCAGACGUGGCAAGGCAAGUUUAUAGCAUCUUUCUGCGCGUUACUAGGAAUAUCAUUCUUCGCCCUUCCUGCUGGUAUAUUAGGGUCAGGUUUCGCGUUAAAAGUGCAGCAGCAGCAGCGACAAAAGCACAUGAUCAGGCGGCGGCAGCCGGCCGCCACGCUCAUACAGGCGCUGUGGCGGUGCUACGCCGCUGACGAGCACUCCAUGAGUAUAGCCACGUGGAAAAUUCACCAAGUGCCCCUCCCUAGUCCGCAAACGAGCCGAGUGAUGAGUGCUUCAUUCAAGAACAAUGCUUCGUUUGUGUCGCGGCUGCCGACGAUCCGCCGCCACAAGAGCACGUCGCUGCACUCCCCCGCGCCGCACUCCAAGCCCGCGCACCGCUACGACGUCAACGCCAGCGCCGAGAACCUCGGCGCGACGCUGCACGUGCACCGCGGCCCCCGCGGCCCCCUCCACCCCUCGUACUGCGGCGCGGUCGCGGAGACAGCGCUCUCCAAGAGAAUCUCCGACGACGAGGACGAUGAGCCGCGCUGCGUGACUCUGACGCCGCGCCACAAGGCAGCCAUUCGCUUUAUAAGAAAGAUGAAGUAUUUUGUGGCCCGACGUAAAUUUAAAGAAGCACUUAAACCGUACGACGUUAAGGAUGUAAUAGAACAGUACUCGGCGGGCCACGUCGACCUGCUGGCGAGAGUGAAAAACGUCCAGACUAGGUUAGAUCAAAUUCUUGGUAAACAAGGCUCAAAAGCUAAAGACGUGUAUGCGUCAAAAAUUAGCCUAGCAUCAAGAGUAGUGAAAAUUGAACGACAAGUAGAUGACAUAGAAAGUAAGCUAGACCAUCUGUUAGAGAUGUACGAGGAGGACAGAAGGCCUCCGAGGAGGAUCUGCGGCGGGAUGUCGGGGGGCACGGGGGGCGCGGAGGGCGGCGCCCCCGGGGGAUACAUAAGGCCGGCCCUGACGGAGAAGCAGUGCUCGGAGCCCAACUCCCCCGUGUCCAGGUCGUUCGAGCAGCCCGUGCCGGCCUCCGCGCCGCCGGUCCCGCACAAGAGGCCCAUGAACCGGGGCUACUCCGAUCUAGGGACUAGAUUUAUGAAAAAGAAAGUUAUUGUAAAGACGUCUUCGAGUAGAAAUGGUGGAUCACCUCGGGAAGACGAAGUAGUCAUAGUAGUUCCCACCGACAGGGAGGAUACGCCACCGAGACUUGUCACAGAUAGUUCAGAAGUGUGCGCCAGCUGCUCGGUGGAGGUGGAGACGGAGGCGGGAGGCACGCGCUCGGCCAGCUCGGGCUCGCCCUCCUGGUGCGAGGGGGACGCGGGGGACGCGGGUGACGCGGGGGACGGGGGGGACGCGGGGGACGAGCGGGGGUACGGGUCGGGGGACUCGCUGGCGGAGGACACGGCGCUGCUGGGGGCGCAGCCGCCGCCGCCGCGCCUGCUGCGCCCGCAGCGCCGGGACGUCGCCGUCGACCUGCAUCUACUGAGACCCGACGUCUAAUACUCGCUACAAAAGGAACGAUACGACGGUGUACAGUUCGGUCGUUAUAUUGUAAAAAACGCUUGGGCGUGUGUAAGCCGGUAUAGUAUGAAAUAUUGACGACCACUAACAGGAUGAAUUUAGAGAAUGGUAGGCGAGACCUGAAAGUAAAGGCUAUUGUACUUACUAACCUUUUUUUUAACAUUGUCGAAUUAUUUAAUUUUAGGAGCCGAU
Messenger RNA from Aricia agestis (brown argus), 2669 nucleotides. RefSeq names its product potassium voltage-gated channel subfamily KQT member 4 (gene KCNQ). Gene Ontology annotation, cellular component: membrane. Gene Ontology annotation, biological process: potassium ion transport; transmembrane transport. The record is from RefSeq and is a predicted model, not a curated record. Gene Ontology annotation, molecular function: voltage-gated potassium channel activity. NCBI's taxonomy places the organism in Eukaryota, Metazoa, Arthropoda, Insecta, Lepidoptera, Lycaenidae. Bases 177 to 2456 code for a protein of 759 amino acids. The transcript is spliced from 17 exons.